Molecule: messenger RNA, 957 nt
Organism: Nicotiana tabacum (common tobacco)
Lineage: Eukaryota; Viridiplantae; Streptophyta; Magnoliopsida; Solanales; Solanaceae
Source: RefSeq, a predicted model, not a curated record
AAGCCCAAAUAGCAAAGCUCAUUCGUCUAGAUUCUCCUUAAUAGAUCCCAAUUCCGACAAUUCUCCUUUAGAUCAAACGACUUGCUGCUCUACUUUAACUCUUAUCGCAUCUCUUUCUCUCUUCAACUUAACAGGUAAAGAUGGCUAUAUAACCUCCCAGUUCUACAUGUGUAUCAAAUCUCUUGGUGCCACUUUCCUCUUUGCUAGUGCUGUGCCAAGCUGCGCUUGUUCUUGACUGUCUUCUCUUUCUUGGCAAGUUCAGUCUAAGGUUUCUGGCAAUAUGUCGGGAGUCGUGAAUAAGUUCUUUAUAACAUCUUUGGUUAUGUGGGCAGCUCCUGUUGCAAUCUUGUAUGCCUUCAACCACAACUUUGUUCCUGGUGUAACUGACAUGUCUCCUCAUUCUAUGACAUUACUGAGCGGAUUUGUUGCCGUCAUAUCAGUCAAUGUUGUUAUUGCAUUUUACAUAUGCUUGGCAAUGCGAGAACCCUCAGAUAAACAUGAACCUGAUCCUAAAUUCCUGGCAGAGGCCAAAGCUAGCGUAAAGCAGUUAGGGCAAAACCAAGAUGGUGGUUCAUCAGAAACCCGCUCUAAACAAGAGUGAACGAAAAGUAAAGAAGACGUGAAGUUUCUUGAAUGCAUUGGGCGUGCAUGCAGGUGCCAAAAUUUGAAAAGAAGACAACAAAAAAGUUGUGAAAUCACACGAUGAGUGCUUUAAGUUUCUUCGUGGUAUUGAAUUAUCGUUCUAAUUUUGAGGGAAAAGAGGGCAAAAUCAUUAUAAUUUUCGACUUGGUUGUAAUAUUUUAAAGCCUGCGAUCGUUGUGUGGAGGACUUUGUUUCCAGUUUAACUUGGUUAUAUUGGUUGGUGCAUGGUACGCCACACAUUUUGCUUAUAGUUUGGCGUGUACUUUCAUCUUCAUUCCACUUCUUGGUUCAUAUAUUUAUUUUGUAUCUGGCUCA